AGCAAACCCAACCCCACCCACCUCAUAAUAUUACCAUUGCCUCUUUAGCCGCCUCAGGAAAAAAACCACUCUUCUAAGUGUUGUGUAGUAACAUAACAUAGCAUCAUCAUUCAUCAACAGUAACACAGAGAAAAUCAGACCAGACUCUUCUGUUUCUCUGUUCUGUUGUGCUGUGCUGUGUUGUGUUGUGUUUCUUUCUGCUCUUGUUCAGGUCACAGGGUCAUACCCCUUUGUUUGGAUUUGAACUCAGAUAAAAAUAUUUAACAGAAAUUUCAAAAUGCAGCAGCACCUGAUGCAGAUGCAGCCCAUGAUGGCAGCUUACUAUCCUAACAACGUCACUACUGAUCAUAUUCAACAGUAUCUUGAUGAGAACAAGUCCUUGAUUCUCAAGAUUGUUGAAAGCCAGAACACUGGCAAGCUCACCGAGUGUGCUGAGAACCAAUCAAGGCUUCAGAGAAAUCUCAUGUACCUAGCUGCAAUAGCUGAUUCUCAACCCCAACCACCUACUAUGCCUGGCCAGUACCCUUCAAGUGGAAUGAUGCAGCAGGGAGGACACUACAUGCAGGCUCAACAAGCUCAGCAGAUGACACAACAACAAUUAAUGGCUGCACGUUCCUCUCUUAUGUAUGCUCAACAGCUUCAACAGCAGCAAGCCUUGCAAAGCCAACUUGGUAUGAAUUCCAGUGGAAGUCAAGGCCUUCACAUGUUGCAUAGUGAAGGGGCUAAUGUUGGAGGCAAUUCAUCUCUAGGGGCUGGUUUUCCUGAUUUUGGCCGUAGCUCAGCCGGUGAUGGUUUGCACGGCAGUGGUAAGCAAGACAUUGGAAGCACUGAUGGCCGCGGUGGAAGCUCUAGUGGUCACUCUGGUGAUGGCGGCGAAACACUUUACCUGAAAUCUUCUGGUGAUGGGAAUUAGUUAAGCAAGAAUGGUAAAACUAAUUAGUUCCUGGCCUUUUUAGUUAGGAGGAUUAGGCAAUGAACAUUAAGUUAAGUAGGUGAAGGAUAAGCUUGCUUAUUAGACUUCAGAUGUUAUGUUUUGUCUGUUUUAUGUUUCAUUAAAAGGCAAUGAAUCAAAACGUU
This is a messenger RNA of Medicago truncatula (barrel medic), 1077 nucleotides long. RefSeq names its product GRF1-interacting factor 1. The record is from RefSeq and is a predicted model, not a curated record. The transcript has 4 exons. The coding region runs from base 278 to 913 and encodes 211 amino acids. Lineage: Eukaryota; Viridiplantae; Streptophyta; Magnoliopsida; Fabales; Fabaceae.